This is a messenger RNA of Thyridium curvatum, 807 nucleotides long. RefSeq lists its product as uncharacterized. The coding region runs from base 1 to 807 and encodes 268 amino acids. Lineage: Eukaryota; Fungi; Ascomycota; Sordariomycetes; Thyridiales; Thyridiaceae. The transcript is spliced from 7 exons. The record is from RefSeq and is a predicted model, not a curated record.
AUGUCACAAAUCCUCACGGGCUCUGCAAUCAUUACCGGGGCUGGUUCAGGCAUCGGUCAAGCCACAAGCGUGGCUCUUGCUCGGCAUGGGAUCCAGAAGAUUGCGCUGGUCGACGUGAACGACGCCGGACUGCAGACGACCACCGAUCUGAUUCGGGAAGAGCACACCGACAAGACGGAGGUUCUAAUUAUCGUCGCUGACGUCAGUGAUGAAACAUCCGUGGCCCAGGCCGUUCGAACCGCGGUGAAGAACUUCGGUAGAAUUGAUAUCGCACUCAACAUUGCUGGGAUACCCGGCCCUCUCAAGCCCUCGACCGACGUCUCCUUGGAAGAGUUCCGAAAGGUCAUUGACGUGAACAUGACUGGAAUGUGGCUGUGUCAGAGAGAGGAAUUGAGGCAGAUGCUCUUGCAAGAGGCCGUGCAAGUGCGUCCUGGAGUCAAGAGCCGAGGAGUCAUUGUCAACAUGGCGUCAAUUUUUGGACUAUCUGGGGCUGCGCCGUACACCCCGGCAGCUCCCUAUAACACCAGUAAGCAUGGAGUAAUGGCUAUCACUAGGAAUGACGCAAAUACAUAUGCGAAGGACGAUAUUCGUAUAAACGCUGUGUGCCCAGGAUAUAUCAAGACAGCGACCAUGGAAGCAGCAGUUUCUCAGGGUGGCGCUAUGCGUAGAGAAAUUGAGAAGGUUCCCAUGGGUCGACUAGCAAACCCCGAAGAGGUCGCAGAAGCGAUCAUAUUCCUAGCAUCUCCCAUGAGCAGUUUCAUGACUGGAGCUGCUCUCGUAGUUGACGGCGGGUAUACUGCUAAUUGA